UCUUUUUCUUUAUUUCUGCCGUUUCUUCGUUGGAUUCUUCUGGUAGGUGAUGAUAGAUAGAGUUAAAAGAAAGAUAAGAUGGUGGUCAUCUUGUGUUAUUGAGAUUCCUCUGUGCCUUUCCUUAUCUUGGAGCCAGGGGAUGGAUGUAUCUCUUUCCACCUAGUCGCUUGCGUCGUUUCAUUGUAAAACAAUAAUCUAAUCUUGAUUGCGGAAUCUUGUGUUUUCUUUUUGUUUUUUUUUGUUUUUUUCCUUCUUCUUCUUUUUCUUUCUAUCUUUUUUCCCUCUUUUACCCCUUAGGUUUUAAAAUUCCAAAUCGUAGGGCAAGAGGUCGUAUGAUUGGUUUCUUGGAGUAAACCUAAUGUUGAGCGAGACGAGGAAAACGUGCGAUCAUUCGGUAGAUCGGAUUCGUGCCUCAAGCAACUAAUCUUCUUCUCUAUGGAAGGUUUGGUUUGAGGGGAGAUUAGCAGCAUUUUCAGAUAAGUUUUGAUGGUUAGAGCUGAAGUCUUUGGGAAUUCCUUAAACUAUCUAUCUACUACUUCUCUUGAGUUCUUGAAAUCAUCAGAUCUCGCGCUAGAGAAGUCGAAUCGAAUCUUUGAGCACCGCAAGGAUUGUAAUAAUGUGAGGCGAGGCUGUUUCGGUGCCGAAAAAUCGACGCAGCUGUAAACAUAGAAACGCCAUCGGAAAAGCGCGAUUUUUGACGGGAGCUCGACGAUGUCCUCCCAUCCACCAUCAAGUUUCCGGACUCGUGUCGUGGAUGGAGUGAUGGGGCGCAGCAGGAGGAGCCGCCCCAAAGCUUGGCCGCCUUCCACCUCUAUUCUUUGUCCCAAACAACCAUCACCAUCAGUUCUGCUGCAGAGUGAUGGGGGUGAUGAGCUCUCUGAUUUUAGGAAUUCCAUGCCGGCUCGAGGAAGUGGGUCCGAGAGUCCGGUGCUCGCCCUUCCCAACACGGUGGGUGUCAUAGGAGGCGCAUCGGCUGUUUCCACCAUCGGUUUCUUAGAGAAGCUUGUGGCGUGGAGUUCGCGAGAUGGAGGGGCGGCUCUCCCUUUCAUCGUCUGCAGCGACCCGGUGCUGAACAGAGAGCUGUCUUCCCGUAAGAGGAACCCCACUUCAAGAAACACCGACUCGCGAAUCGAUCAUGCUUCCAUCGUGGAGAAUCUACGGUGCAAGAGGAUCUUUUUGGAGAGCUCUGGAGCUCGUUGCAUGGUUAUGCCAUGUCAUAUCUCGCACUCCUGGCAUGAUGAAAUUUCCCAGGGCUGUUCGGUACCCUUUCUUCAUGUCGGUGAAUGUGUUGCCAAGGAACUCAAGGCAGCCAACCUGAAGCCCGUGGAAGCUGGAAGCAACUUGCGUAUAGGAGUUCUUGCCACGGAUGCCAUACUGCCUGCUAGAUUUUAUUCAGAGAAACUCCAAAACCAGGGAUUUGAAGUUCUAUUACCAGAUAAGGCAACCAUGGAGCAUGCUGUUAUUCCUGCCGUGGAGGCAUUUAACAGGAAGGAUGUGGAAGGCGCAAGAAAUCUACUGAGGAUAGCGCUCCAAGUUCUUCUGGUGCGGGCUGUAAACACCAUUAUACUUGCCUCUGAUGACAUGCGAGGACUCUUGCCUCGGGACGACCCACUCCUGAAGAAAUGCAUAGAUCCUAUGGAUGCUUUGGCUAGAGCCACAAUACAGUGGGCUGAUUCCAAGGCAAACAAUGAACAAUAGUCCCUGUGGGAAGUAGGACUUGUAUUAUUUUUAUUUUUAUGAUAAAUAUAUUCAUUGUAUUGCCGCAUAUAUUAUUACCAUAUGAUCACAGGAAUUUGGAUGUUCGUCAUCAUUGUAUAUAUGGUCGGCCCGGUUGAUGGCACAAAUUAUUAAUCAUCAUACGUUGCAUUUUAUGAAUUGUGAUGAGAACAUAACGAGUGGAA
This is a messenger RNA of Elaeis guineensis (African oil palm), 1901 nucleotides long. RefSeq lists its product as uncharacterized. NCBI's taxonomy places the organism in Eukaryota, Viridiplantae, Streptophyta, Magnoliopsida, Arecales, Arecaceae. The record is from RefSeq and is a predicted model, not a curated record.